Molecule: messenger RNA, 892 nt
Organism: Drosophila willistoni
Lineage: Eukaryota; Metazoa; Arthropoda; Insecta; Diptera; Drosophilidae
Product: C-type lectin 37Da
Exons: 2
Coding region: 7-531 (174 amino acids)
Biological process (GO): biological process involved in interspecies interaction between organisms
Cellular component (GO): external side of plasma membrane
Molecular function (GO): carbohydrate binding
Source: RefSeq, a predicted model, not a curated record
ACUAAAAUGUUUCGCGCAAUUGUAUUUCUGAGCUUGCUGGUCAUUUCGAUGACUUACGAAAUUACUCCGAUUAUCAAAGAUGGUCUACCAGGUUUUGCGAAUAUUACAACAGAACCUUUUCUCAAAAUUGGAGAAGGUUAUUAUUACAUUGAGACUAACUUGAGAAAGAACUGGUUUGAAGCCUAUGAAACUUGUCGCCUUAUUGGAGCAGAGCUCAUCACAUUUGAAACAAUUGAAGAAUGGAAACUGAUUAAUCAGUAUUUGGUGGAUAUGAAAAUUAACGAUGUUACCUAUUGGACCUCUGGGACUGAUUUAGGCAAUACAGGGGAUCAUGUGUGGUUCUCCACUGGUCUUAAAAUUACUCUCGAUGAGAUUUGGUAUCCAGGUGAACCAAAUAAUAAUGGAGGUCUUGAACACUGUGAUGAACUUUGCUAUAUAGGUUAUGGAUUUAAUGAUAGAAAUUGCUUAUACAACACAAGAUACAUUUGUGAAGCCCCUCAGCCGAAAACGGCGGCGUUUAUAGUGUGGUGAUUGUUUCUGCAUUGUUUCUUUAAGAAAUGUGCCUAACAAUGUAUAAAUUUAUAGAAUGCUUGCAAAACAUUCUAAUUAGGGCUUACAGCCAAAAAUUUGUUGCAUGUCUUGCAAAAAUAAAUAAAACUUUAAAUAAGAAUAAUUAAAUCGGGCUAAAGGUUUAUGUAAAUUAAAUAAAUUAGUCAUCACUCCAAUUUUAGAAUACCCUGUAGCAAAUGAAUAAAGUUACUAGAGCACGAGAAAUAAAGAACGUCUUGCAGCCACUCUGAAUUUCCUUACCAACGAUUUGAGCAUUAAAAUGUCCAAGCGUAGUCUAAUGUGACGAAACAAGAUGAAAAUAUAAAUAAUUCUAAAAAUUUAA